CAAGGAGGAUGAUGGCUUACCGUUACUCCCUGCUGGUGCUGUGGCUGCAGCUGGAUCGGGCCCUGUUGCUCAGCUCCAACGACCCCAACGUCUGCAGCUACUGGGAAAGUUUCACCACCAUCUCCAAGGAGUCCUUCGUGCAGCCCUUCGUCCAGGAGUCCAAGGAGCCCUGCAAAAGCCCAGCGUGGCUACGGGCAAAGACCUGCCCUCAAUACAGAGUCCUGUAUAAGACGGCCUACCGGCAAGGCGUCAGAGUGGACUACCGGAGGCGCCAUCACUGUUGUGAGGGGUUCUACGAGAGCAGCGACACCUGUGUCCCUCGGUGUGCCCAGGAGUGCGUGCACGGCCGGUGUGUGGCUCCAGAGCGAUGCCAGUGCGAGCAAGGCUGGAGGGGCUCAGACUGCUCCAGUGAGUGCAGCGACCGAUCCUGGGGGCCCAACUGCCAAAGCCCCUGCACGUGCUUGAACGGAGGCAGCUGUGACCCCCUGACCGGGGCCUGCACUUGCCCCCCUGGCUACCACGGGCAGGAGUGCCAAGAGCCCUGUGCCACGGGGACCUAUGGCCAAGGGUGCCAGCUGGAUUGCCAUUGCCAGAACGGAGCGAGCUGCAGCCUCGUGAAUGGCGCCUGUCUCUGCUCUCCGGGCUAUGCGGGGCCACACUGCGAGAUCCUCUGCCCCAACAGCACCCAUGGAUUCCAGUGCCCAGCCUUCUGCCCCUGCCAGAAUGGGGGUGUCUGCCAUCCCCCCCCCUCCAGCAAAUGUGCCUGCCCUCCUGGAUGGACGGGUGACAUCUGCUCCACCCGGUGCCCCAUUGGGCAUUUUGGUUCCAGCUGCCAGGAAGAGUGCCGCUGCCACAAUGGAGGCCGGUGCGAUCCGGAUUCGGGCCAGUGCCGCUGUGCGCCAGGCUACCUGGGAGAGGAAUGCCGUGAGAAGUGUCCCAUCGGCAAAUACGGCCAGGACUGCCGUGAAACCUGUGACUGCACCAACGGGGGCCACUGUUUUCACAUCAGCGGGGGCUGCUUGUGUGAAGCCGGGUUCUACGGCAGCCACUGCGAGGAGCGGAAAUGUCUUCCUGGGCUGUACGGCCUCAGCUGCCAGUUUCCUUGUCUCUGUGAUCCUCAGCACACCCAGAGCUGUCACCCCAUCUCUGGAGAAUGCGCCUGCAAGGCAGGGUGGGCUGGCCUGUACUGCAACGAGACGUGUCCCCACGGAUCCCAUGGCCUCAGGUGCCAGGACCCCUGCCUGUGCCUGAAUGGGGGCACCUGUGAUGGCGAGACGGGGCGCUGCAGCUGCCCACCUGGCUACGCAGACAAGCACUGCUCCAGCCCCUGCCCCGAUGACACUUUUGGGGUGAACUGCUCUCAGGGGUGCAGCUGCCAAAACGCCUUGGGCUGUUCUCCUGCGGAUGGGACCUGUUUCUGCAAGGAAGGCUGGCAGGGAGUGGACUGUUCUGCCCCCUGCUCGGCAGGCACCUGGGGGGCCGGUUGCAACCAGACCUGCCUCUGUGCCAACGGAGCCACCUGUGAGCCCACUGACGGAGGAUGCACCUGCAUGGCUGGGUGGCAAGGCAGCCAGUGCACGCAGCCAUGCCCGGGCUGGUUCUACGGCCUGGGAUGCGGUCGGAAGUGUUCCUGUGAAAAUGCGGCUGGUUGUGACCCCGUCUCUGGACGAUGCCACUGCCUGCCUGGAUGGAAAGGACCCCGUUGCAGCCAGCUGUGUGCGGAGGGCCUGUGGGGGGAGCAGUGCCGCCAGAUGUGCUCCUGCAAGAACGGGGCCAGCUGUUCCCCCAAGGAUGGCAUCUGUGAGUGCGCCCCAGGCUUCCGGGGGCCCAACUGCCAACGGCCCUGCCAAUCGGGCCGUUAUGGCAAGAAGUGCUCCAUGCCCUGCAAGUGUGCCAAUCACUCCAUCUGCCACCCUGUGGAUGGCUCCUGCGACUGUCCGCCUGGCUGGACGGGCAGCGAUUGCGCAAGACGCUGCACUUCCGGCUUCUUCGGCAGCAACUGCACCUCCCGGUGCCAGUGCCAGCAUGGGGCCCUCUGUGACCCAGGCACAGGGUCCUGCUCGUGCCCCUCAGGCUACACCGGUGCCCACUGUGAGACCAGCCACCCCGAUCACCCCCUCACCAUGGUGCCCGCUUUGCCAGCCGCCAACCCGUCCUUGGGGGCCGUGAUUGGCAUCAUCAUCCUGGCCGCUUUGCUGGCAGCCGUGCUGGUGCUUUUCUUCUGCUACCGGCGGUGUCAGAAGGAGAAGGAGAAGCGACACGUCUCCGUGGCCUACACCACAGGGAGGACGGACAGUUCGGAGUAUGUCGUACCUGAUGUGCCCCCGAAUUACACCCAUUAUUAUUCAAACCCCAGUUACCACACCCUCUCGCCCUGCUCCCCAAGCAGCUCCGACCAGCCUGGCAAGAGUCCGGAGCGAGACUGGUCAGCACUGCACGGGGCCGACUGCAACGCCACUCUGCCCAGCGACUGGAAGCACCACCGGGGAAGCCCGGCCCACGGGGGAGGCUACCUUGACCGGAGCUGCAGCUACACGGAUGGCCUCGGAAAAUAUCGCUGCCAAGUGCACGCCAAGGAGGGUCCCUGGGGCCACAGCGACAGCUCCCUCAGCAGCGAGAACCCCUACGCCACCAUCAAGGACUGCCCGGGCCCUGCGGGGAAGGUGCCGGAAGGCAGCUACAUGGAGAUGAAGUGCCCCCCGUCCUCCCAGCGGGAGAUCAGCCUCUUUGAGGAGCCCUCCUGCAGCGCCGAGACCAAGGAAGAGGACGGCUCAGCUGCCGCAGAAGGCGUCUCGCGGGGGACUCCAGCCGUGCCCCCCAACCACUACGACUCUCCCAAAAACAGCCACAUCCCCAGCCACUACGAUGUGCCCCCUGUGCGGCACUACCCGCCGUCGCCCCCACUCCGAAGACAAGCCCGAUAAGGCUUCCGCCUGCUCACCGCUGCCUCUCCUGCACCCUCCAGCUGGGGAGGACGGAGAGCCAGGAUGGCCGGUGCAUUUGGGCCAAGAUUGACUACGGAAAGGUGGCGGGUAGAGAUCCUCCAUGAAGGGAGCCAGCGGACAAGCCUGGCCAGACUUUGGGGUUGGGGGGCUGCCAAGAGAGGGGAGCAAGCCUGGACUCUGGACCUCUCUCCCUCCCUCCCCCCCCCUUGCCCAAGGAAGCACUGGUCCCUCCAGGAAAAGCUACGAGCAACAGGGUGGGGGGCAUCGCAGGAAGACGACCCUCCCCAUUGAGAGACCGAGGGACCCGCAGCUCCCUUCGGGCAAAGGAGAAAGGCUGCGUUGGAGUCCACCGGCCUCUCGGACGUCCCACCAUUUGCAUGCCGUAAAGGAGACGCCGGGCUUGGCUGGCUUCCUCCCGUGGCUCCCCUCCUCUUGGGGGCAGAGUUCAGCCAGGAGGGGUCCCUGUCCCUGCGCUGGCCAAAGAGAGCGCCUGGGGGAGGGGAGACCCCAAGCGGGCUUCUGCUCUUUGGGGUCCCUUCAACAGUUUAAUAAAAACUUCCUUCUCUGCCUUGCUUCCGGAAACAGCCCCCAACCCGCCACCUGGCAGCCUGGCGAGUGAAGGAGAGGGUGAGCCCACCUGGCUGCUGGCCCUGAGGUUUGUUGCCCACAUCCAAGCUGAUGGGUUUCAUGCCCAGGUGCCAAUCAGCCUCUGCCCACCCGGCCUGGCUUUGUCCUUCCAAAAAAGAGCCAUAAAGCAGUUCGUCUUGACAGUCUCCCCGGGCCCCUGGCAUUGGAGGGGUGCUUCUGGGCCAGCAGCACAGGACA
Messenger RNA from Notechis scutatus (mainland tiger snake), 3770 nucleotides. The record is from RefSeq and is a predicted model, not a curated record. NCBI's taxonomy places the organism in Eukaryota, Metazoa, Chordata, Lepidosauria, Squamata, Elapidae.